Parnassius apollo (apollo) is the source of this 462-nucleotide messenger RNA. The record is from the annotation of a GenBank genome assembly. Lineage: Eukaryota; Metazoa; Arthropoda; Insecta; Lepidoptera; Papilionidae.
AUGUGUUUUUGCCUGUUUCUUGGAGUACUAAUUAGUGUAAAACUGUACCUGGUGCCUCACCAUCGAAAGAAAGAUUUGAAUACCGAGCUCGUCAUUAUGUCAUUGUUUGAUACGGUCUUUAUAAUUGACUUUGUAUUCACAAUCGUGUUUAUAGUCGCGGCUCAUAAGAAAAACCAUCAACUUUUGAGAAUUUACUACAAGUAUGGGCUUGUCAGUUUCGUGAUGAUAUUUCUUCUAUGCCUUGUCCUAACUGGAAUUGACAUCUUCAAUAAUUUCUAUAUCAUAGCCCUAAAGGAUAUUAUAAACAUAGUAACAUUCGGUGCAGCUGUUAUUAUAUUUAAUUUAUAUCUUCUGUCAAUGAUCCGAAGUGAGAUUCUGAAGCUAGAAAAUAACACUCAGCUUGCAUUUGUGAACCAUGUAACCGAUCCUCAACGUUAUGUGGAAAAUGGAGUAAAUGUUUGA